Molecule: messenger RNA, 294 nt
Organism: Bipolaris victoriae FI3
Lineage: Eukaryota; Fungi; Ascomycota; Dothideomycetes; Pleosporales; Pleosporaceae
Exons: 2
Coding region: 1-294 (97 amino acids)
Source: RefSeq, a predicted model, not a curated record
AUGUUCAGCCCGGAUUCAGAUUAUGAGGUGGAGGAGGAAACUAUCCAAGCGCGGCUCCUUCCUUCCGCCGAACAAACUCUCGACCAACUGGAGGCAACGCGCGAGCUGGCAGAUCACCAGGGAGCAAACCGGGGCGUCUUCAAGUGGCUGGACGGUGUGGAAACCCAGCCAGUAGGUUAUGGCUCUCAUCAGCUGCUUCUGUGGGACGGUCAUCUUCCUCACUCCUGGGUUGCCCUGGCGCUCUUCAGUCUCCUCGUGUUUACGCUGGGCUUCGCUGCUGGCUGCUUCCUUUAG